Messenger RNA from Notodromas monacha, 6816 nucleotides. Lineage: Eukaryota; Metazoa; Arthropoda; Ostracoda; Podocopida; Cyprididae. The record is from the annotation of a GenBank genome assembly.
AUGUCGCAACUCAAACUGGGCGUUUGUUUCGAACGAAAGCGUCUCCGAGGAGCGAUUACAAUUCAGAAAAUCUGGCGAAUUCACGCUGCGAGAAAGCGUUUGGAAAGUGUCCGAAGCGCCGCGACUAAACAAUGGGAAGAACUGCGAGACAUGCUCCUUGGACAAGAACUUAUGGAUGAGAUUCUCAGGGAGGAAGAAGAAUUCGCCAACGCAACUGAGCAUCACUCGCAUAAAGCACAUAAAUCCGCAAACAUCUAUCGGAAACAACUCAAAGAAGCCCGAUCCGCAUUAAAUACUUGGCGAGAGGAUCAACUCAAAAUAAUAAACGCUACAACGAGUGGAGCAGAGAGGAAGUCUGCAUUGUACUGCAUGUUGGAUACAGAAGCAAAGAUGCUGGUAGCAGUUGACAAAAUCAGAGUAAAGGAGAUUGAGGACCGGAGACGAGAAGCCAUGCAAAGAUUUUUAAAACUUAGUGCAACCCAGGUACAAUGGAUCAGCAAAACAACGGGUCGAUCCAUGAUCGCUGAGGACGUAGCGUUUACGGAAGCUCGGAAGUGCUGGUCAAUUUUCAACGCGGUCGCCGAUGACGAUUCGUCGUUGAAAUCAGCACAUUCAGCGAUGAUCACUUUGAAAGAGAUGGUGGAAAGCUGUCCAAUUAAUAGCGAGUUGACCGAAAGCUUGCUUCAGGUGUUGAAUCACAACAUCCAAGCCAUUGAACGCCGCGUGCCAUUGCGCAAAUUGAGGAAUUCGAGGCUCGCUGUGAUCUUCCAAGCUGGAUUGCGAGCCGCGACUGCUAUCCGCGUGAUUUCCUCCGUGGAAGAUGUGAUUCAAAGUCUCCACUGGAUGCCAAAAUUUCAUUUUCAUUCGUUCAGUAUGUAUUUCAUGGUUGAGUCGGACAAGUAUGCUGAGUCGCGAAAUCCUGAGAGCGUAUUAGCUUCUUUAUUUUUCUUGAAAAGUAUGGGGUCAACUUCUGAUGAUGAUGACGAGAUAUCAGGCGAUGCGGAGAAUUUAAGUGAACGUGCAUCUGCGCUCGGUUUCCGGCCACAGCAUGAAAGAAGAAUUAAUGACCAUCUUCCUUACGCCGAGAAGUUGGACGCGGAGUCGAAUGAACUCCUGAUACUAUUGAAAGCGAACCUUUCGAAAGCAAUUUUAUUGCGAGAAAUACGUCCAGGCUUUGUUUCCUUUUGCUCGAGGCUUCAACGGUACGUCAAAUUGUUCGGUUGGAAGUUCUCGAAGGAAGAUCAUGUUGCCUUCGUGAAACUUCUUUAUGACAUACUGUGUAUUCCCGAUUUGGACUUCUUCUCUGUCAUCAAAGUUGCUCAAACGUUGAGUCUACUGCUGAAGAAACGAGAGCUUCUCUCUCGAGAUGAUUUGGAGCUUCCCUGGUGGCCCCUGUACAGAUUAUUGGAAGCGAAUUCGAAUGAUCGCCUCCAAAAAGAUAAAGUUAUCACACGACCGAGAAACUUGAAAGCUGUUCUAAAAACACUAAUUCGUCGAUGUAGUCCAUAUUUUCCUCGGGAAGCAACAGAGGAAAUGUUGAUGGAGUGGCGUCCUUUUCUUUGCCCUUUUGAUUCGGCAAUGCACAAAGGAAUUGAAUACUUGUCAGUGUUUCUGAAUGUUUUGAUGCCUCCGGAGCUACAUGGCCAAGGUUUCAGGUUGUGGCUUGAUGAAGUUCUUGGUUUCACUCUUGCGUGCAGUAACCGGAUCACUUAUGAAAACGAUAUUCUUACUUUGCUGGGUCGCUUGGCGGAACAUAAUGUUGGCUAUAUUGAUUGGGAACCACAUUAUGCAACUUUCUUUUCCAAGCUGCUUCACCGUUUUGGACUACCUAUCUCUUACCAAGGCCUGAGAGAAUCUUUGAAGUCUUCGCUUGAUUUGACAUCUGUAGUCAAAAUAAUCGUUUCAUGCUUGGGUGGUCCGAAGUCAUGCCAGCCGCAAUUGAACAUUUUGUUUGAUGCUUUGGAUUCAUACUACAAUCCGGUCAACUCAGGGCGUUGGGUUCAUCAGCUUCAAGAAUUUCUGUACACAUUGGUGGAUGGUUUCAUCGUCCGACUGAAUAGGGAACGGUAUCGAAAGAAAACUUGGGAUUGGACUUAUCCUGAGGAAUACCGAAUAAGCGACGGUGAUAUCGAGCGUUUUGUUCGAUGUGUACUUCCGGCUGCGUUGUUGAGCACUGGGUCACCGUCGGGCUUGAAAUCGGCAUCGUACGUUCUUCAGAUGCUUUCUCAAGCCAGGCCCGACAUCGUCAUUCCUCGCAUUCUAGAGAGAACAUAUGAAGCGUUGGAAACCGUGACAGAGCCGCAUCGACUAACCGCGAUGUUUCAAUGCUUGGCUGCAGUAAGCAGACCAAUGAUAUCUGGACGAUUUUACGGCACGAAGGGUGAGCCGUGUUUCGAAGAAGGUCCUGAGCAUGUCCUUCCGAUCCUGCUCAGAUGUCUUCCUGGAAUCGACCCGAAUGAUAUUCGUAAGACUAUGGCAACCAUGGAAUUGAUGCAUGCUUUUAGUGAGCAAGUCUUGUUCGUUGAUUGCUCAUCCGCCUCGGAUUAUCACCAAGACUUGACCGAGAGUGAAAUUCGGCUGUGUGAGACAACUGCGUCUUGCGAAGACUUCGUGCUGCAAGUUCUGGAUCGCUGUUUCAAUUUUAUUGACAGCAGUUCGUCCCAUUCAGGUUCGAAUACUCAACGCGUCGACUUGGGUAUGCAGCUGGGAAAUAUGUCGUUCGAAGAACGAGUUGCGUCUCGAACAAUCGGCAUGAUUUGCCAUACCAUAUUUCAGCAAUGUUCUCCUUCCAUUUUAGAGAGCGUUCUCGAGAAAUUGCAGUCCCAUAUCAUUGGGCGUACGAUGGAAACGACUGUCUCCGGAAAAUACGCCGCUGGCAUGGUCAAAGCUGCUGUAAAGGUCUGUCCGGAGAAAACGCUGAAAGCGUUUGUGCCACCGCUGUUGAAAAUCAUCAAAUCCAUAAUUGACAGCCAGGAUUAUAUUUCCGACGAAAACGGCGAUUCGGAACUUCUUUUCAAUUUGCUGCUUUUGAGUCAAGUUCGUAAUCUUUGUUUUGUUCAUGUUGUACGUGAGUUGUUCAUGUUGUACGUUGUUCACGUACCGACAUCAGAAUCCAUUGUUCCGUAUGUAGAUGACAUCUCGGGUAUUGCCGAAAAAUGCCUUAAAAUGAAGUCUAGGGAAGGCUACAGUGUGGCUGCGAAUAUUAUUGGCAGUAUUAUUCACUCUCUCAUCCGGAUCAAACCCCUGGAGUCUCGUUCAGUAUCAUUCCCUUUGAGUGAUCCAGUUUCGAAACGCUUAUACAUUCGUGACUGGGGAAAAGGCGGAGAAGUCAAGAAGUUGGAAGCCACGUGGAACAUACCCACAGAGAAGCACGCGGAUAUUGCGGAAAAAUUGUUGGAGAGAACUUUGGUACCGAUUUUUGAAGAACUGACGAAAUUUGCGAGAAGAGAAAUUUCCAUUGAACGGGAAGAACUUGAAAAGUUAUUGGACAUCAUCGACGAAAUUUUGCUCAUGUGCAUCGUUGGUCUGCCGUCAUGGACGGAUGAAGAACCAAUUAUCACCACGGAGUCCGUUGUUGAUAUUUUGGUUUUGCCAACAAUAUCAUAUCCGGAUGGCUAUAAAUUUCUGUCGUUCGGGGGGCGGAAUAUCAGAUCAUGUAUCGCCGAAGUAAUGCAUGAGCUUGUCGAGCGUUUGAUUGGGUCUCCCGAGGAAGAACCGAGGACAUUGUGUGGGAUCAGCGGAAUUCUUUCAUUGAUGGCAAUGGACUUCGGUAUCCGGAAGAGCUCUCAGAAAAGUCGUUCCCGACAAGCAUGGAACGUGGUGAAACAAGCGCAGGGAGACAGACUCGGCAGAGGACCCCGGAAUUUGCGUUCGGUUUUGAUUACUCAGCUACAUAAUGUUCAGGAGGAACGUUGUUUCUCGCGUGCUCCGUGGCCGCUGACUGCGAGGCAUCGUUUGAUCUAUCACGACUUCCUAAAGAUGGCCACUUCUCGCUACGAUGACGUUAGAAUAGAUAGCCAACAGCACUUACUGGAUCUUCUUCGGUUUUAUCCCUCGACGUACAAGUUUUUUAUUGACGAAUUUUUGGAAAAAAUGACGGUAGAUCCGGUGGAGAAUCACGAGCUUUUCAAGAUUCCUGAUUCAGUGUUGAAGUCCGCUGAGAUGCUUUGGAAUCAAGAAAUCCCUGGUUUUAAAAAGUGCCGGGAUGUCACUCCGUAUCCUACUGUUGCUGAUAUUGCCGCCGGAAAAGUUGCUCUGGAGAAAAAGUCGGAAAGCAAUAAAGAGUGCUAUUUGAAUCUAGUCUCGACAAUUGGCGACCUGCUGCUUCAUAUGGGCGAUGAUGGACUCCUGUGGAAGAGGAAAACAAUGGGCAUGGUGAUGCUUUCCGCAUUAAUGCGCAGCGACAUCGAACUGCCUGUGAUUGCCGUGAAGGCAGUUCUUCGUCAGUUACCGAACGAUCACCUGUUCAUCAGAAAACAUGCCAUCUACAUGACUUGCUGCAUUAUGCGACAGCAAAAGCGGCCUCAUCUCGUUGUAAGUCUGGAUCCUGUUAGUCUUGAAGUUAAAUCUUCUCCUCGGGCGAAAGUCCCUUUCGGGAUUCAACGUCCUCCCACAACAUCUCCUUCCGGACUCAAACCACCGAAUUCAGGGGAUAGACCAGACAAUUUUUGGAUCCAGUAUGACGAGUCUCAUUGGACAACAAAUGAGGAGAAAUAUUCGGAUGUUCGGUUUGUACACAAAACUUACUUGGGAUGGUAUUGCUGGCCUGCUGUACUCGAUGUUCAUGCGGGGAAUGAAAAUCAACCGAAGUUGAACCGAGAUCCGAGUGAAAUGAAAGAGGUGGAAAGACUGGUUUUCGAAAUGUUCACGGACGAGAAACUGAUGAUACAUUUGAUGGACCUCUUUUGUUUGGAAGAAAACAAGGGGCACGACAAAUUCGACCCCCGACAUUUCAGCUUAUUUAAGCACCUUCUGAGCAACUUCGGUAGCUGUAUGUCUCAAACUCUACGCCCGUAUUUGGAACGGUUAGUGGAAGACAGUAAGGAAAGUAAGCAGCGCGUGGGAGCUGAGCUUUUGGCAGCAUUCGUUCGUGGUUGCAAGCACUGGAAUUUCAAAGAUGUUGUUGAACUUCGGGAAUGGCUUGUGCCAUUGAUGGCACGUGGUCUUGCUGCUGUUACUCCAGAGACCAGUUCUGAUUGGAGCACUUGCUUCUCUCUGUGCACCCAGGAUAAGGACCCGAACCGAUAUUUCUGGGUGUUCGAGGCUCUUGCUGAAAAUCCGUUGAAGAAUGGUGGUGCUUUCGUUGACGGAAAUCGAAUUACUACGCUUCAGAGCGCGAUAUCGCAGCCGCAGUGGCGGAUUGCCAAGCUGGAUCAAAGGUUGAUGGAAUACUUUUAUCCUCAUCUGAGCCAUCCGUAUCAAAAUGUGCGCGAACGCGUGAGCGGCUUAUUCUCAUCCCUCUUGCUCAUGGACAUCCCACUGGAAGGUUACGUCAAUAACCUGAAUCCGACGAGAAGUCAGGUCAUUGGACGUGUUCUGAACGAUCUUCAACCGUUGCUUAGCAUUCGGACAACAAGUGAUGGAGCGGAGGAUGGUAUGAGCAGUUUGGAUAGAUUAUGCGAGCCGACUGAAGCCAUGGAAUGCGACGAAAGUGGCGAUGAUACCGUUGUUGUUCCGGAAGAUAAGGCUGGCGAAGCAAGCGAGGCCGUGAAGAAGGCCAAAAGGCUUCUGGAUGCCGUGGCCAAGAUGGUCAUAAUUUGCUUGAAAGGAUCCGUGGUUUCUUCGCCGAGAGGUUUCUUGGAGUUAAUCCCGUUGUUAGCGUUGAUGGAGGGACAAGAUCAAGAGUUGGACUUGAAACGCUCUUGUAAAGCGUGCUUGAGUUACCUUUCCAGAAGCUUGUACGCGGCUGACCUGGUACCGACGCUGUUGGAGCAGUUGAAGAAGACCUAUGAGUUCGAAUCGUGGAAGAUGCGGGUAUCUGCAAUGAGCUUCCUACAAGUGUUCUGCUUCCACAAUAUGUUUCUGAUUCGUCCGCAUCAAGAAUGGAUGUCGAAAGUUUGUCAUUUGGUCUAUAGUGGACUGAAAGAUGAGCGAAUAGAGGUUCGCCAGAAGGCUGGCGAGGUCCUGGGUGGGCUUCUUCACUGUAAAAUACUUCAGGAUCAUGCUCAAACUGAAUUGAGGAAUGAUUUGAUGAAGCGAGUUCGAGCCCUGGGGAAGCGAAGUUCGCGAAUGCAUGUGCCAUCCCAUGAGAAAAUGGAAUCGGCGGAUUCGCAGUUGGAGGAAAAACGAAGGUUGUUAGUGGAACGGCACUACGUGAUUCUUGGGCUGUGCGCGUUUGUGAAUGCUUACCCUUACGAGGUCCCAGACUUUAUGCCCGACUUUCUCAUGAUCCUUGGGGACCAUCUCAACGAUCCCGAACCAAUCCCGACAACAAUAAAAACGACGUUAAACAAUUUCAAGCGGACUCAUUUGGACAAUUGGCAGGAGCACAAGCUCAAGUUUUCUGAGGAUCAGCUCGGAGUGCUCACGGACUUGCUCGUUUCGCCGUCGUAUUAUGCUUAGGAUGUGGACUUGCUUUACUUUCUGAUCGCAAUUUUGAUGACGGAAGAAUCGACAUAAUUGUUUGCAGUUUGACUCCAGUUGAAGUCUCACCGUGAGAUCGCGACAAGAUGUUGUGUUUGUUGUCGGUGGUGCUUCGAAAUGUUACAUUGACAAUAGGGGGACAUUUUCCAGGUUUUGAGCGAAACUUUCGUUGAUCGAUACUUGUUUCUUUGAGGAUGAAUUGAUAAAACUGAAUAUAUUUCAGGAUACCAAGAA